This is a messenger RNA of Stegodyphus dumicola, 1256 nucleotides long. Its product is annotated as prostaglandin reductase 3-like. Gene Ontology annotation, cellular component: mitochondrion. Gene Ontology annotation, molecular function: 15-oxoprostaglandin 13-reductase [NAD(P)+] activity; zinc ion binding. NCBI's taxonomy places the organism in Eukaryota, Metazoa, Arthropoda, Arachnida, Araneae, Eresidae. The record is from RefSeq and is a predicted model, not a curated record.
UUUCAUAAUUUGAAUCUUAUAUUUAUUUCAUCAUUAAUUUCGAUGUUGCGACAUUCUGUAGCUGUUAUUUCUGAAAUGAGUGCGUCUAUACCUGCAUCAUUUCGGAAGCUUGUCGUGAAAAAACUGACUCCAGUUUUUAAAGAAGCUGUUGAAAUUGUUCAACAAGAUCUUAUUCGCCCUCGCAAUAACGAGAUCUUAAUAAAAAAUAAAUAUGUUGGAAUCAAUGCUUCAGAUGUUAAUAUGGCUGCUGGGCGUUAUUGUUCCCAGAAUCAAAGCCUUCCAUUUGGAUUAGGAUUUGAAAGCAUUGGAGAAAUUGUUGAUGUUGGUGAAAAGGUUGCAGAACUAAAAAUUGGUGAAUCUGUGAUGCAUAUGAGUUAUGGUGCUUUUUCAGAAUAUAUGUGUGCUCCAGAAGAAGAAGUUAUUUCAGUUGCAUCUGCUAAACCAGAACUUCUUCCUUUGCUCACAAGUGGUGCUACUGCUAGCUUAAGUCUUGAUAAAUGUGGGCACAUUGUACCUGGGGAGAAAGUUCUAAUCACUGCUGCUGCAGGAGGCACAGGUCAUAUUGCUGUUCAGUGGGCUAAGAAUGUUGGCUGUUAUGUAAUUGGAACAUGUUCAUCUCAAGAUAAAGUUAAAUUUUUAGAGGAUAUUGGUUGUGAUCGACCUAUCAAUUACACCCAAGAAUGUUUAAAUGAUGUUCUGACUAAGGAAUAUCCGAGUGGCAUUGAUGUUAUUUGGGAAACCAUCGGAGGAGAAACUUUUAACAUACUUUCCAAACACCUAGCAAUAAAAGGAAGGCUUGUAAUUGUUGGUGCCAUUUCAAAGUAUAUAGAGUCAAAAUUAUCAUACCAUAUGAACAGCGAUUUACCAAUGCAGCUUCUUCUUCAAUCUGCCACUCUUAGUGGCUUCCUUCUUCCUCAUUUCAAAUCAGAUAUCCCUCAUUAUUUAAGUCUUCUGGUCAGACUAAUGCAUGAAAAGAAAAUUAAGUUGUUUAUUGAUGAUGGUAGAUCACAAGAAAAGCCAUUCAGUGGAUUGGAAGAUAUUGUGAGAGCUAUGGAUUACUUGUACAGUGGAAAAAAUAAAGGAAAAGUGAUUGUAGCAUUAUGAAUUUUGCUGAUACUAGGCAGUUUUUAAAGAACAGCAAUAAUUAUUAUUGUAGAUAAUAAUUUUCUAUCAUUGUUCAUGUUUUAAUAAACUUUUGAAAUUUAUUCUUUUUUAAAAUCUGUUAUGAUUUAAAUAAAUUUUUUUUUAUGAUUGUC